AUUCCUUUUCCCCAGGUAUUUUGACUUUUGGGUUUAGCUUACAGUCUUUGAAUUCUCCUUUUAAUUCUUCAUCCCAGUAGGAACAUGCCUGACCCUGCUUAUCAUCCACAGCCAGAAAACUACAGCCAGGUUCUGACACCUCUCUUUUGCCACGGGCCUUUCUCUCCCCAGCCCUUUCCCAACAGUAACAUCCCUGAAGCUCUGCUUCUCUUGCAGACACGCUCAGCCAUACAGAUUCAGGAUCUGUCACUCAAGUUGCAGGAUCUGAGAUCCAAGAUGAAUUUCCCUAAGGCUGAAAUGCCCAGAAAGCCUCCUGAAGCUGAAUCACCAGAAUGGUAUGUAUACAUUUGCAGUGAAGGGAGAAUGACCAGAUGACACAUUUGUUUUAAUUCAGGAGAUGGCAAUUCCUCUACUGGCACGUUCUAUCUUUCCUGUUUGCCACUGAGGAGGUCAACCGAAAUCCCAAACUUCUCUCCAAUCUCACUCUUGGGUACGACGUAUAUGAUACAAAUCAUGAUAUAAGGAUGACCUAUGAGGCCACAACAGACCUUCUCUCAAUUGGGCAAGCAAAUAUUCCCAACUACAGCUGUGGGGGAAGGAGAAAUCUGUUGGCAGUGAUUGAAGGGGUGGAUUCUGAUACUUCUAAGCAAAUCUCAAUCCUGUCAAGCAUCUACAAGAUCCCACAGGUCAGUUACGGGUUUGUUUCUGGGGUUCUGAACGAUAAAACCCGGUUCCCAUUCGUCUACCGGAUGGUCCCCAGGGAAGAACAUCUGUACCAGGUGAUCGCCAAAUUGCUCCUGCAUUUUGGAUGGACCUGGGUUGGCCUCAUUGCUCCAGAUACCGACAACGGGGGAAGCUUCAUGAGGACGUUGACUCCAAUCCUGAACAGGAACGCAGUUUGCGCCGCCUUCUCGCUGAUGAUCUCAGGGCUGACGAUGGAGGCUGACAUAUUGCCCCUUGACGUAUUUAAUAUGUGGAACAAUGUCAGUGUCUUAAUUUAUUAUGGGGAGGUACGUUUCUUCUACAGUACGCUUAAAAGGUUACAGGAUAGAGUGGUAAAAUGUAGCGUCCCCACCGGGGGAAAGAUCUGGAUCACAACAGCUUUGUGGGACCUCAGACUGUACUUGCCUUAUGAGGUUCUGUCUUCCGCGCAAAUCCAUGGCUUUUUUUCUUUCGUCCUUGAUCAGCAGAAAAUGGCAAGAAAUGUUAAUUUUCGAGCAGUCUUCCAUCGUAUGAAACAGUUCUAUCUAAAGGCCUUUAAAUGUUCGCAUUCAAAGCACAGAUUGUCUGUCAAAGGGAGGAUAAGAUGCAAGGAGAGCAUUCUGGAGACUCCACCGGAAGAGUUUGUUGAAACCACUCUGUCCCUGGACAGUGGCAGUAUUUACAGUCUUGUCCAGGCUGUAGCACGUGCUGUCGAUGCUGGAAGUUCCAGCAGAUCCCCAAGGAUGAGAACUGGCAGUGAGAAGAGACUGAGCCCAUCAAGGAUUCAACCAUGGCAGCUCCACUCGUUCCUGGGAAACACCCACUUCUACAAUACUUCAAUGGAUGGAAUAUCUUUGGAUGAGAAAGGGGAGCUGAAAGGCAAAUUUGAUCUUGUGAAGUGGAUAGCAUUUCCCAAUGAGUCCAUACAUGGCACGACAUUUGGAAAAGUAAACCAAUAUUGGGGGUCCUCAGAGAUGGAUUUCACCCUCAACCAGGAUGCAUGGUCCAGGCAGUUUAAGCAGGCCCUCCCUCAGUCCAGGUGUACCGGAAGGUGCCAGCCUGGACAGGCCAAGGUGGUUCUGGAAGGAAAGCCCCUUUGCUGCUACAGCUGUUCCUGGUGUGCAGAAGGGACCAUCUCCACUCAGGAAGAUUCAGACUACUGCAACAAAUGUCCUGAUGAUCAGCAUCCAAAUAAGGCACAAGAUCAAUGUCUCCCCAAGAUUAUAACCUUCCUGUCCUACAAGGAAUAUCUGGGGAUCAUUCUGGCUUCCCUUGCCAUCUUCUUCUGCUUAAUCACAGCCUUUGUGUUAGUCAUCUUCAUUAAAUUCCUGGAAACUCCUUUAGUCAAAGCCAACAAUCAAGAUCUCUCCUUUGUCCUCCUCAUCUCCCUCCUGUUUUCUUUCUUGUCCUCCUUCUUGUUCAUUGGUCAGCCAAGGACUACCACUUGCCUUCUCCGACAAACUGUCUUUAGCAUCAUCUUCUCAGUUGCCGUCUCUUCUGUCCUGGCCAAAACAGUCACGGUGGUGCUGGCCUUCUUGGCAACAAAGCCAGGGAGCAAGGUGAGGAGAUGGCUGGGGAAGAGAUUGGCCAACUCCAUUAUUAUUUCUUCUUCUGGUAUGGAAGUUGUCAUCUGCACAUUCUGGCUGGGAACCUCUCCUCCAUUUCCUGAAUCUGACAUGCAGUCCCAGCCUGGAGAGAUCAUCCUGCAAUGCAACGAAGGCUCAGUUGCCAUGUUUUAUGCUGCCCUUGGCUACAUGGGCUUCCUAGCUGCCAUCUGCUUCGUGGUGGCUUUCCUGGCCAGGAACCUGCCCGGGGCCUUCAAUGAAGCCAAGCUGAUCACCUUCAGCAUGCUGGUCUUCUGCAGUGUCUGGGUUUCCUUUGUGCCCACCUACCUGAGCACCAAGGGGAAGUACAUGGUGGCUGUGCAGGUCUUCUCCAUCUUGGCCUCCAGUGCUGGCCUGCUGGGCUGCAUCUUCAUCCCCAAGUGCUACAUUAUCAUUCUGAGGCCAGAUCUAAAUACAAAGGAGCAGCUAACAGCCAAAUCUAAUGAUGGCUUGAAAGUGAGGGCUAAAUAAUGUUCGUGUUUG
Messenger RNA from Candoia aspera, 2789 nucleotides. RefSeq names its product vomeronasal type-2 receptor 26-like. Gene Ontology annotation, biological process: G protein-coupled receptor signaling pathway. NCBI's taxonomy places the organism in Eukaryota, Metazoa, Chordata, Lepidosauria, Squamata, Candoiidae. Gene Ontology annotation, cellular component: plasma membrane. Bases 525 to 2777 code for a protein of 750 amino acids. Gene Ontology annotation, molecular function: G protein-coupled receptor activity. The record is from RefSeq and is a predicted model, not a curated record. The transcript is spliced from 5 exons.